Messenger RNA from Pelobates fuscus (common spadefoot toad), 5003 nucleotides. RefSeq names its product R3H domain containing 1 (gene R3HDM1). Gene Ontology annotation, molecular function: nucleic acid binding. The record is from RefSeq and is a predicted model, not a curated record. The transcript has 27 exons. Bases 438 to 3809 code for a protein of 1123 amino acids. NCBI's taxonomy places the organism in Eukaryota, Metazoa, Chordata, Amphibia, Anura, Pelobatidae.
GCUGCCGGGAGCGCGCUGCGCGUUCCCAUCACUCUCUCCUCCCCCCCCUCCACUGCCUGAGCCUCUCUCCCACUCUAUUCUAUUCUUAUUUAUUUAUUUGUAAUUAGCCAUUUUUAAUGAGGCGUUAGCUGCUGCUGUCCCCACGCAGGACAGUAAAUCCUCCUCCCUGUGUGACAGCCUGUGAGCUGGUUGGCGUGAGGAAUGCUGCACUUGACCCCAAGCUUUGCAAUUCAGUCCAGGACCUUAAAUUGGUGACAAGGACAUGGGACGAUUUCUGUCGCCUACCAGAUGGUGCAUUACAACUGACAUCUUGCUUAAUCUUGGUGGCAAGGAACCCGAGACUCUUUCUCUUUCUGCUUGUGGGGUACCACAGUGUCUCAACAAUAGGAUACAUCAGGUUCUGCAUAUCAUUUAAAGUUCUUAAGUGACCUUUUCCAAUGAGGAUGUCUGGUGCUGUUGCUGUGAAGAACGACACAGAAGAGAUGAAGGGUUCGGAGGCCGACAUGAGACACUCCACCUCCCUAGAAAAUCUCAUGAAAUCCGAAGGCUAUGAGAAACUUCAAGCCGAUAAAGAGGAAAUCUGCCCUGAUAACAAGCAGGAUGCCCUGCGGCAAGUGCAGCCUUUGGGGCAAACAGGAAAAAGGUCUAAGUCAAGUUCAAAGUUAAAGCUAGUUCGGAGCCUGGCUAUAUGUGAAGAGUCUCCUCCUCCUUCUACAGCUGAUAUCCCCCUGGAUGCACAGGAAACCAUUCAAGUCCAGCUCACGCCCUCAUUUGGGAAAGAGGAGAAACCUUUGAAAGAUGAAACCGAAAAAGAAAAGGGGAGUGAGAAGUCCUCUCGAAAAAUGCUGUCCAGAGAUUCCAGUCAGGAAUAUACAGAUUCGACAGGAAUUGAUCUACAUGAAUUUUUAGUCAACACCCUAAAAAGUAAUCCUAGAGACCGAAUGAUGCUGCUGAAGUUGGAACAGGAUUUAUUAGACUUCAUUGCCACCAACGAAAUGCAACGUAAAAAAUUUCCUCCAAUGACGUCCUACCAUAGAAUGCUUUUACACAGGGUCGCUGCAUAUUUUGGAUUAGAUCACAAUGUGGACCAGAGUGGAAAAUCCGUUAUUGUAAACAAAACAAGUAAUACGCGAAUCCCGGAUGAGAAGUUUGAAGAACAUAUAAAGGAUGAGAAGAAUGUAGACUUUCAGAAGCGUUACAUUCUGAAAAGAGAUAAUUCGAGUUUAGACAAAGAUGAUAACCAGAUGAGGAUGAGAUUAAAGGAUGACAGGAGGAGCAAAUCCAUUGAAGAAAGAGAAGAGGAAUACCAGAGAGCCAGAGAACGAAUAUUUGCGCAGGAGUCCUUGUGUUCUCAGGAGAAUUACCUUCCGGACAAAAGCAGAAUUCAAGAUGAAGAAAUGAACAUGACACAACAAAGGCGUCAGAUAUUUAGGAUCAAUAAAGAUGCUUCGGGUAGGUCGGCAAAUAGCCUCUACAGCAGUACGGAGAAUGACUUAAAGUACAACGAACCUCGGCCAUGGAGCAGCACUGAUUCUGAUAGCUCGAUCCGAAAUCUCAAGCCUGCCGUCACCAAAGCUAGCAGCUUCAGUGGAAUUUCUGUUUUGACGAGAGGCGACAGCUCUGGAAGCAACAAAAGUACAGGGAGGCUUUCUAAAACAGGUUCCGAGUCUUCUAGUAGUGUAGGGUCGUCCACGGGUUCACUGUCCCAAAAUCAGCAUCCUCUUCCAGUAACGGCUAUAAGCCAGCCUUCUCAUUGUACUCCUGCUGUCUACCCAACUGUCAGUACUAGUAAUUCUAUUUCCUAUGAUGGUGGAGUGAGCGGGCAGGUGGCACCUACUAGCGCUAGCUUCUUUUUACUACCCCUUGAAGCCACGGGCAUUCCACCUGGCAGUAUUCUGAUCAACCCACAAACAGGUCAGCCUUUUAUAAACCCAGACGGCACCCCAGUUGUGUAUAAUCCUCCAGUAACUCAGCAACCGGCUAGGAACCAAGUGCCUGCAGCUCCUCCCCCAGCGCCUCCACAGCAAACUGCCAACCAUAUCAUGCCCCAGCCUAUCCGAUCUCUGCCGCCAUCUUCGCAACCUGUCCAGUACUCUGCCGUCUCCUAUCCACCCCCACUCCUGCCAGUUUCACCCACCCAGCAGUACACUGUGCAAGAUAACCUGGGAUCUCAGUUUAGCCAUAUGAGCCUUGCCAGGCAAUCGUCUGCAGAUGCUUCAGAUGCACAUUCAACUAUGUUCCAAUCUACCGUGGUGCUUCAACCAUCUCCACAGUCUGGCUACAUUGUGGCUGCGCCACCGCCACCUCCACCACCACCUCUUGGACAGUCUGUGCCGCCUCCUAGCUUCUCUGCUUCAAGCCAGCCUGUCAAUCAGCCGGUGCUGCAGCCACAGGGCUACAUGCAGCAGGCUCUCCAACAGAUGCCAGCUUGCUAUUGUGCGCCAAACCAGUAUGCUCCUCCUAAUCAACAAUACAGACCAGGAACCUCCGUCCAAUAUACUACGCAACCAAAUCAAACCCUGUCACAGGCGUUACACACAACAGGUUACCCCACUGUAAUGCCCAACCAGCAAGCAAGUUACCAGGGCAUUGUGAAUGUUCAACAACCUCCUCCGAACCAAUCCAUAGGGCAGCCCGGUAACAUUGCCAGUCCCAUCCAGGGAGUCAUGGUGCAGUACUCCUCUAUGCCCUCCUACCAGGUUCCUGUCCGGCAAACAUCCCAGACUGUACCCCAACAGCCAUAUCAUCAACAGGUGCUGAUACCUAGCCAGACCAGUCAAGGCCCUGUACCUGCGGCUGGGAUGCCAGUGUACUACAGUGUCAUUUCCCCAGGACAGCAAAACAACUUAAGUUCUUCAGUAGGUUACAUGCAGCCACCAGGGUCCGACCAAAUGCAAUUUCCUAGAACCACCUCACCAUGUAACUCGCAAGCACUGACAGGCCCUCCAUGCCCAGCUGUUCCUGCACCUCCACCUAGUGGCGGGAUGGUAAUGAUGCAGCUCAACCUACCCAGCAAUCCUCCACCACAAACACAUUCACCACCUCAUUGGAAACCAAAUAAAUAUUACUGUGACCACCAGAGGACUCCAAAACCAGGCGAAUACAGUUUGGACCAUUCUACACAGCAUAGUUCACAUUUAAACAGUCCUGGGACUUCUCCUAAUCAAUCUCCUCUACCUGUUCAGUUGGCCAACAUGAAAAACAUGCGCCCGGGUUUAACUCCGCUCUCUCUAGUUCCGCAGUUUUCUAGACCAUUUCCUCCUGGCCAAGGUGAUACAAGAUAUCCGUUACUUGGUCAACCAUUACAAUACAAUCCUCCUCAUGUAAUACAUGGACACAUAACAAGCCAACAGGGUCAGUCUGGCCACAGACAUGGAAAUAGAGGUAAGAAGACGGCUAAGAAAGCAGCCUGCACAGAUCUGUGUGCGGGAGAGCAAGCUGUUGGAAAAGUUCUAGAAAUAACAGAACUGCCGGACGGAAUAAGCCGAAAAGAUGCUGAAAUGCUUUUUGGAGAACUGUUCAAAACUGGCGCCAGGAUCCGAUGGCUAAGGGACCCCCAAUCCCAACAGACUCCUCAUCAUUAUCACCAACAUUAUUGCGGAACGAGUGAUAACCACGCAAGCACUGAACAUCCAAAUUCAUCCCAAGAUUUAGCUUCUACAUACACAAUAGUAGCUACUUUUCCUACAGUAUCAGCAGCUCAAAGUGCUUUCAAGAAACAAAACAACACCUUAAUGAGCAAAUUCAGACUGAGAACAAGCAGAAAGCACUAUGAUUUUCAUAUUCUAGAAAGGGCGAGUUCUCAGUAGCAGAUCUAUAUUCUUGGGAGGCCUGCCCUAUUUUUCCAACUUCUGUUGUUCUUCUGGAUUCCUAAUGGAUGUCCCCACUUUGUGAAAGUCUCAAAUCCGACCCCUGCAGAUUCUAAGAUCUAUCUUGUUCAUUUAUUUAAGAACUUCUUUACGAACUUCCCAGUGGGACCAGCAGAGGUAAACUACCAAAUCUGCAGAAUCAAAACACACCAGGACAAAUCUUUCUUGUUUUUUUUUUUUCUCUCUCCCCCUUUUAUAGUAUGUUUGUUUUCUAUUUAUAUUUCUGUAUUGGACCCAAAGUUCUCUUGUACAGAAAAGAAACGUUGUUCAUAAUGAAUGCCCAUGUAAAAAAAAAAAAAAAAGUGUUGUUUUUUUUGUUUUGUUGUUUUUUAAAAAACAUUUCUUCCACAGCGCGCACUAUCCCGUCUAUAUAUUUUAAUUUAACAGGGUCGGGAAAUUCUUGCUGCACUUACCAAAUUUAAUCAAAGAUACUGCUGUUUGUAGAGAAAAUACUCCUAGUUCUUUUUUUUUUUCUAACCCUGGAAGUGCAAGGAAUUCUGCUGCCAUCACACCUUUAUCAUUUGUAAGGAUACAAAUUAUAUAUGGUAGUUUCCCUUUAUCGUGUCUCCAUACCUUUCAAUACAUUAUAAAUUUGUGAAAGUCAACUGCAAAUAAAUUAUAUUUCUCACAAAAUUCAUUUUAAUUGCCUUUUUUUUUAUGCCAGGUGCAGCUGGAAACAAGAGAAUGCAAUAAUGUUUGUCAAAAAGGCAUGUGUCCAUAGUUUAUAAAUAUUGUAGGACACCAAUCUUUAAAAAUAAUAUAUAAAAGUAAAAACAAUACAAAAACGUUAAUUUCUGUUGCAGCCCAAAGGUGUUUUAAAUAUUUACCAUUUACAGAAACGCAUUUGUUUUGGCAGUGGAGACAUUAAACCUCACAUCACAAUUCUUUAGGCAUCAUUUUAUUUGUGAAUUUUUGUUUUAUUUGAUAAAAAAUCACUGGACACGUAACGUUUCAUUGCACUUAUGAACAAACAUUUCGUUUUUUUUGUUUGUUCUUUUUUUCUGUUUUGUUUUCCUUUCCAUCUCUCCCACCUCAUCAAAAAAUUGUGUCAUUUUUGCAAGGCUGUACAAUGUGUGCUGGUGCAAGCCUUUUUGGGUUUAAAACAAAAAAAAUAAUAAAAUGUAUGUUUACAGA